AUCGCUACAAGACGCAGUCGACAGACUGUUAAGCCACCUUCACCCUGACAUCUGAUAGUUUCUUUUAGUUGGGUUCUCAUCUUCAUGUGAGUAAUUUCACCCGGGAGUUUAUUGCGUUUUAUGACUGGUAUUCCAAAGUUCGCGUAUGUACCAGCUCAUCAACCAGACUUAUUGUGAAGGCAGAUGUGAUACUAUUCAGUUGCCGAGACGAGACUGAAGGAAGGAAACCGAGUGCUUUCAAGCCAGUGAACCACACUCCCACUGAAUAUCUGAAAGCCGGUGAAAGACCCUUAUGGUCACUGUCCACAUACAAGCUUUUUAUAACUUACCAAGUAGAGUGUCAGCAUUUAGUGUGUUAAAGCUUAUGAAUGUAUCAUAUGGAAGGGUAUACUUCAAAUCUCGAGAUAUUGCCGGUUGUAUUUGACAAAAAUGAAGGAUCGAGUUUACAAUGCUUCUGUUGUGUUGUCGCUUAGUGGGAACGUGUUUCCACGGAAGCUCUUCUUAACACUAACUGAUAUAUCGUAGAUGAAAGUCUUUUCAGAAUUUUGAAAAAAAAGAUGCUAACUUCUUCAGUGAUGAAUUGUUCCACGAAGCAGCAGGAGGAGGAUGAAUUAUCUGCAAUGCGAUGGGCUAAAUUAUUGCCUGUACAUGAUUCGUGUAUGCAUGAGCUAUUUCAAGAAGUGAUUACUAUUGGAUCAUCUGAAGAAUGUUCCAUUCACGUCAAAGAUGACAAUGUCUCAGCUUCGCAUUGUAUGCUUAUCAAAGAUCCAGACAAUGUGAUCUGGUUGUAUGAUUGUAGUGAAGAUAAAGGGACACGAUGUAAUAAUGGUAAAUGGUUGAAUCAAGAGUGUAUCACCCUACAUAACGGGGAUUACUUUCAUCUUGUCUGGGAUGAAUUUGAUGAGAGUAAAAGAAUUGGAUUUUGUAUUCUACUAUCUGAUGAUAAUUAUCCGAAGGUGGAUCCUGUUGAUGGUGAAUGUUGUGAUGAUAAAGUCAAGAUAAUGAAGACGAUGAUGAUAACUCCUGUGGAAACGCAAACACAACCAUCAUCAUCUACAGAGUCUAUAAAGACGCCAUCAGCAUCAACAUCAAUGUCUGCAGACAGUGAAAUGGAGACGUGUUUAACUUGUGUGAUUUGUGGAGAUAUCUACUUUGAAUGUUGUAGUGUUCAACCUUGUCUACAUAGUUUUUGUACUCUAUGCUGGUUAAAAUGGCAGAAAUCGGAAUGUCCAAUGUGUCGUAAACACGUAUCAGCUUAUGCUAAAAAUCAUCAAUUGAAUGAUUUAGUCGAAGUGUUUCUUCGUAAAUAUCCAGAGAAAUCAAAGACUGUUGAAGAACAAAAUGAAAUUAAACAAGAAAUAACAAGAUUGGCAACUCCUACAAAUAAUUAUCAAAAUCGGCGAUACAAUAGGCGAAAUAGAAGACAAAGAGAAAGAUAUGCAGUGACUGGAGGUAUUGGUCGCAAUGGUUUAUUACACACUGGUGGUGGUGGCGGUGGUGCUACUACUUCCUCUAAUAUUUCACUUAUCAACGUUGAUGAAAUUACCCUGGCCAAUACUGCAUCAUCAUCAUCAGUUGUCAAUGAACUUACCCUGGCGAGUCCUACUCUUACUGUCAAUUAUCCAAUGAAUAAUACUGCUAUAGCAACUAUGUCAUCGUCGGUGUAUAUCCCGUUUAACUCUGGUUGUAUUUUUUGUUCAUGGGUGCCGCCAAAUGGUCGUCGUGAUCAGAGUGGUAGUAGGGUUGCUGGUGUUGGGAAUCCUGUUUCACGAGAUAAUGAAUGUGCAUCACAUUGUUUCUGUGCAUGUUGUCGUCGACCUAUGCCAAGUCAAACAUCACUGCAUCCACGUGGAAUGAAUACAAUUGAAUGUGAAAUAUGCCGGCAUACAUUUUGUUCCUUGAUCAAUCCCAAUGGUUGUACUGGAUGUAAUGGUUAUUGUUUAUCACGACUACAAGAUUUAACAAGAUACACCACAAUCCCUCGAACCUUAUUAUUGAAUAAUCGGAUAGAAACAGAAAUUUUAAAUAAUUAUUUAACCUCCCAAGGAAUAUCUAUACCACGAUUUAUUGAACAAUGUUUAUCAACAUUUAUCAGUUCAACAAUCAUAUAUCCAUCAUCAGUGUUAAAUGAAAAUUCUCUGGUUUGUACAAGUUGUGGAGAACAUGUGCUGAGUGAAUUAGCCUAUAAAUAUCGUUUAUCGAUAUGUUCAGACCAGUUGCCAGAUGAAGUUGUCCUAAAACCAAAUUGUUACUAUGGUCGAUAUUGUCGUUAUCAAAGUAAUAAUUAUCAUCAUGCUAGACGUUUUAAUCAUAUAUGUGAAAGAUCAUUUUAAAAAAAGGGAGAAAUGUGUACGUAUUAUUAUUAUUAUUUUGUAGUACUCCUUCCUCGUCUCUCUCUGUUAUGUCUAUGUAUGUUCUCUCUGUAAAACUGCCUUCUGCAUUGAUUGGUCGGGUUUCUUUUCUUUUGUGUUCUCAACUACACUGCCAGUUUUCAAACAAGCCACAAAAAUAUUGUUUUAAUGAAUUCAUCUUGUAAUUUCGGUAGAAGUGCUCCUCUUCAGCUGCUGAAUAUAUAUUCUACAUUAAUAUAUAUAGAAAUACAUUGGGAAGGGGGUGGUCACCUCGUACCUUACUUAUUAAUUGUCAUCAAAAACUUUCUUUUGUUAGUAUUAUUAUAAUUAAUUCAGUUUGAUAUUCGUGAUAUUCUCUCUUUCUGUGAUAAUUAAUGAACAUUGAAUUCAGUGUGGUGGGGAUUUAGCCGCCGACAUUGUUGAGCAUUACUCUGUUCAAAGAAAACAACAAGAUCAUGCAGCUGAGCUUCUCUAUGUGCAUUAUCAGUUCAUCUCCUCUCCUGUGGAGCUAGUUUCGGUUUUGUCCUUAUUUCUACAGCCUUAUUACCUUUAGAAUUAUGUCUACUAUAGAAGAUGAAAAGUAAUUAACCCAAAAUCAUUAUGUGUUUGACUAAUUUAUCUGUAUUCCUGAAGCUUUGGUCAUAGAAAAAGAAAAGAACCAGAGAGCUUUGUAUCCAGCAGAAAAAGUAUGUUCAACCACCCACCCCACCCUCCUCUCCCUUUUAUGGUCCUCAGUCCAUCUGUCUCAAAUCAUUAUAAUUCCUAUUUUUCCUUUUUUGUAUAUUCAAUUUGUAUAUAUAUAUAUACAUCCUUGCUUUUAAUUAUUUCGAUUGCUAUUAAUUAUGUAAUUAUUUUCAUUUUGAGCAAUUCUCAGAAUUUAUUUCACUUGUGUAUUAGCCUUUUCGAUAUAUUUCUGUGUAAUUAAUUCAAUAUAAUCAUUCAUAUGUCGUGUUAUCCAUAAUUUCUCACCUUGUUGUGUACUGCGUAAUGCUUUAAUUACCCACUAAUCUUCAGAUUUCUACAUUUCAUCCAUGAAUUAUUUUAUAUAUUUCUUUUCACCAAUCACACUUAUAAUUGAGAAAAAAAUCAUACAUAUAUACAGUUGUGUGUAAAGCUUGAUGAUAAUUUCGUUGAAAAUUGUCUCUUCAUUGAAUAAUCACACGUGCUUUGAAUUUCUUUUUAUUUUCGUCCUAAGUGGGAUUUUCGAUAAAUCUAAUAUUUGAUUUGUAGCUGGACUGACUAUUAAUAAUCCAUUACAAUCUUAAUUAUUUUCAUCAAAAAUUAUUAUCUAUCUACGUGUCAUGUCUUGGACGAUUGAUUCAUCAUUGUAGCUUAUUCACAUAUAUAUAUCUCCUAAGGUGCAUAUGGUGCUGAAGAGUUCUGCCGAAAUUGAAUGAUUUCAUUCAUUCAAUCGUUUUACUCUAUUAACAAUAUUUUGUUGCUUGUAUCAGAGAUGUGAAUGUUUCUAAUCUUUGAUGAAUGACAUCAUCAUUAGCUUUGCAUUUAUUUGAUUUCAUCAGCGCUGUGACACCUUAUUUGAUUCGAUUCAAGAGAGAGAAUGACAAUAACUUUUUUUUUUCCUUUAAUGUGUACAUAUAUAUGUCUAUCUAUUUAAGAUUC
Molecule: messenger RNA, 3971 nt
Organism: Trichobilharzia szidati
Lineage: Eukaryota; Metazoa; Platyhelminthes; Trematoda; Strigeidida; Schistosomatidae
Source: the annotation of a GenBank genome assembly